CUUAGUCCUUAUCAUAUCAGGGAGUAUUGGGAUCCUCGGUGUCGACAUUUCCAGUGACGUCCAAUUCCGUAGCCACCUGGAAGGAAAGGCUGCGCUGGCAUCCAAAAAACUCGGUGUGCUCAAUAAAGCGAGGCGAUACUUUACUCCGGGGCAAAUACUGCUGCUUUAUAAAUCGCAAGUCAGACCACAUAUGGAGUAUUGCUGUCACCUUUGGGCAGGAGCACCUGCAUGCCAGCUUGGACCAUUCGACUCAGUCCAAAGGCGCGCUGUACGAAUCGUCGACGAUCCCAAACUCACAAGCGGUAUUGAACCUUUAAGUCUAAGGAGAGACUUUGCCUCCUUGUGUGUGUUCUACCGCUUGUACAAUGGGCUGUGCUCUGAAGUAUUGUUUGACAUGAUGCCGACGGCCGCUGUCUAUCACCGCACCGCUCGCCGUCGGCAGGGUGUUCAUCCUCACACCCUAGAACCGAAAUAGUCGCGUACUGUGCGGCUUAAGAGGAAUUUCCUCCCGCGAACGCUUCGGCUGUGGAAUGAGCUUCCUGCCGAGGUUUUCCCGAGGGGCUACAGUAUGGGGUUCUUCAAAAAAGGAGUGAAAAAAAAAAACACCUUACAGCUCACAGCGUUCGUGGUCAACCAGGAGACUUGUGAGUAAAAUUACAAUAUGCAGAAUUUACCCUAAACACAAACGUAAAUGGCAGGAAGUAUUUUAAAUCCUUUAUACGCGAUGUAAUCCGUUUACAUACCUAUUUAUUACUUUAAACAUAGCCAAACCACUUUUAAAGCGAAUAAUAAUCAAAUGUACGAUCGAUCGAUAGCAUUCUGAGCCCCUAGUGUAAAUUUAUUCGAUUUCGUAACGUGACAUACGCGUUUGCGUUAAGCCUCAUUUUGUAUGGGAUUUAGAAACAGCGCGCCAAGCGGGACGUUUUGGAAACUCAAAAUCCCAUACAAAAUGAGACUUAACGCAAACGCGGACGUCACGUCUCGCUAUAGAAUAAAUUUAUACUAGAGGUACUGAAAUGGCAAACUCGAAUAUUGUCAGAGCUAGAUUUCUUUAAAGUCGAACGCACGGUCGUAUCAGUAUGCUGUAAGGGAUAACGACGCAUCACCAACCCGUGCUGGUCUAAUAAUCGUCAUGGAAACUAGUAAAAUGUCACAAAACCCUCUGUACAUACAUCGCACUCAUCCAAAUUAUCAUGAAGCAGUAUUAUGAUGGCCUCUGGACCGUAAUUUCAAUUAGGCUACUGUUUGCACUCUAUGGUUGCCCGCAAUUUCAUCGCACUCAAUUACUUUCACAAGGGUGCUUCGAAAAAAAGGUUUGCUUUUGUUUUACAGAGUAUGAAAAUAUAUGAUUUAAGGAGAAAAUACUGAUUCUUUUAGACGAAUACGUUUUUUAGUAUUUCCAGGAUAUUGAUAUUGUAACUAGUAAAUAAAACUUUUUAACAAAAAAUAAAACCGACUUUAAAUAAAAAAUACCAAAAGCGCCAUACAUGUACCUAUAACAUUUGAAGAGUUCCCUCGAUUUCUCCAAGAUUCCAUCAUCAGACCCCAACUUGGUGCCAAAUCUCGGGGUUAUACCCGUUCGAUUAAAUUUAUUUUUUUUGAAAAUCGAUUCACGAUUCUCGGAGAUAUCGAGUAACAUACAUACAAAAUAAAUCCUUUUUUGAAGUCGGUUAAAAAGUGGAACAGCAAGAAGUACCGAAAUGACAGGUGCGAUCAAAAAGCCACGUGGCAUUUCUAAAGCAAGGACACUAAAUACCAAGAAUUUCGUACAUUUUUUUUAUUGACCCGCCUGGUUCUAACUCGAUUGAUAAUCGGCAUCUAUGCCACGCAUGACGCAAUAGUUCGUGCCAUCCACGAUGACGCGCAGAUUUGUCAAAUCUAACCUUUAAUAACAUGACAUAACUAGUCCAGACACGCGUCUUUGUGAAUGACACGAUAUAUCUAUAUACUAACAAAUACAUAAGUAAAGAUAUAAUUGUAUGGGUACAUUUUCAGACAAGCAUUAACCGCACUGCCCGGUCUAAAUUUAGAAGUUGUUGCACGGAAAUACGGUAAACAAUAAAAAAAUAUAUUUCAAAACGGGUUAAGAGUAAAACAAGUACAAAUAGGGAGAUAAUUAAAUUCGUUUUAAUUAAUAAUUAUAAUUAGAGUCUUUGAUGUGCUUGCUUGAGAGAUUCAUCUAAAUAUUUACGUAUAUAUUAUCAUUUCAAGUUGCUUCAACAAAGACAACGAGUAUUCUUGCUUUCAAGAACAAAAUUUCUUGUUCCCGCAUAAUAAGCCCUUUAUAUCUUUAUCAAAUAUUUUAAACCAUAUUCUGAUCUCACCGUGCCCUAAAUUUAGCGCGCGCUUGCGAAAAACUAAACGGAAUCAUCCUGUAGAGCUUAUUUGUGGAUAUUCGCGCGGUUCUUUAGAUCAAUCAGUCUUAACGCCGCUGUAGCUUGUGAAAGAUGUGCCAUGCAUUUUCUUAUAUAAAUUCUUAAAGACCUUUUAAAUGGCUAGCGAUCCAGAUAGAAAAAAUAGUUCUUUCACGUGGUUCGGACCGAUAGCGAUCGGUGAAGAUGGGGAUGAAUAUGACGAUGAUGCCGUGAAGAUUCCAGUCAGCGUUCUACUGGUUUUAUGUUUUAUAAUGAGCGUGGUUGGGAAUGUGUGCACAUGUGCUGUCAUCGUUCGUGACCGCUCCAUGAGAACACCUACCAACUGUUACUUGUUUAACAUCGCCAUCGCAGACCUGACGACCGCAUUGUUCAUCCCGUUCGAGAUGUAUGUCAUGUGGGCACCUGACGCUUACCCGUUUGGAGAAGUUGGAUGCAUCAUUCACUUUCUAGUAUGGGAAUGUUUAUCUAACUGCAGUCUGCUGACGAUAGCUGCGUUCACAGUGGAAAGAUACCUGGCAGUUUCCAAGCCUUUCCUUCGCCAUAAGCUGACUUUGAAGCCCCGCGUGUAUAAAAUUGUUGCUAUCAAUUGGUUGGUUUCCGCCGGCUUUAGUAUACCCGAUCUGUUCCUCAUACGUUUAUAUGAGAAGAACGACCAAGCGUACUGCUAUAUGACUCUGCCGUUCCAUCUAAAACUGGUGAUAGUGACUGAGAUGUGUGUGUUCUUCGUAAUGCCGAUGACUAUGAUAUUCGUGUUGUAUAUAUUGAUUGCGUUCAAAAUCAAAUCGAUGAAAGUGGCGAACGGAACUAGUCCGGUGAACGGGAAGCAGUAUAGAGACAAGACCAUUAUGAUGUUGGCGGCGGUGGCGGCUACAUUUUUCUUUUGCUGGUUCCCGUUUUUCCUUCUGCGACUGGUGCUCGUGGCUCCCAUAAAUAAGUGGGCAGACUACGGAAGGGUAAGUUAAUGAAUAUAUUAUAUUAUAUUCGUUCGCAAAAUGAAACCCUUAUUAAAAUCUAAGUAAAAUUAUUUGUCACAGGAAUUUCGACGCUUUCACGAAAAUAUGUAAUUGUUUGCUUUGCUACGGUUUCGCCUAAUCAGUGAUCAGACUCUGACUUGCCUAGAUUUCUUUAUAUAAAUUAGCAUUUGUCUACUUUAUACGUGAUCUAGACUAAAUCCUUUUAAGAGCUAAUGUGCAUUACACAAUGUACACUCCAUUUCAAUAUAAUUGGAACAAAAUAAAGUAUGUAGCUUUUUUCAUUGCUUUCUCAAACAAACGAAAUUCACCUCAACUUACCUCAAUAAGGCUUAAAAAGUGUGUGUCAUUAUAAAAUAAUCAAAUUUUUCAAAUUGACAGUUGUUAUUUGAUGAUAUUGAAUAAAUAAAGUAUUUCCAUGCAGCCGCUGUUGGGGAUGGGCAAGAAACAUAACGUAACGUUGGACUCGUGUCACUUGUGGAAUGAUUUAACUAGCAGGGCUCAGAACCGGUUUAUUUUUAAAUCCCGAAAUAGCCCAAUAUUUUUCAUUAUUUUAUACUCUUUACGUAGGACUGGAUCAUGUAUUUAGGUAACAACUUCGCAUUAUUUGAUAGUCCUAUUAAAAAUGAAAUAAUAAACCAAAAAACGUAAUAAUACCGGUAUUUUUUGUAUGAAGAA
Cydia pomonella (codling moth) is the source of this 4024-nucleotide messenger RNA. Its product is annotated as neuromedin-U receptor 2-like. The transcript is spliced from 2 exons. Gene Ontology annotation, biological process: neuropeptide signaling pathway. Gene Ontology annotation, molecular function: neuropeptide receptor activity. The record is from RefSeq and is a predicted model, not a curated record. Lineage: Eukaryota; Metazoa; Arthropoda; Insecta; Lepidoptera; Tortricidae. The coding region runs from base 2492 to 3337 and encodes 281 amino acids. Gene Ontology annotation, cellular component: plasma membrane.